Molecule: messenger RNA, 4134 nt
Organism: Triplophysa dalaica
Lineage: Eukaryota; Metazoa; Chordata; Actinopteri; Cypriniformes; Nemacheilidae
Gene: lig3
Product: ligase III, DNA, ATP-dependent
Exons: 21
Coding region: 172-3204 (1010 amino acids)
Biological process (GO): DNA recombination; lagging strand elongation; DNA biosynthetic process
Cellular component (GO): DNA ligase III-XRCC1 complex
Molecular function (GO): DNA ligase (ATP) activity; DNA binding; ATP binding
Source: RefSeq, a predicted model, not a curated record
AAAGAGGAAGCGCUUGUGUGGUUUAAAGGGGACUGUACACAAACAUGUCGAUGUGUUAAGCUCUCUUAAAAUGAAAAGCUUGAAGUAAGAAUCUAGGAAUCAAAGGCAAAUCAAUAAAACUAAGAAAUCACCCCUGAUGUGCAGAAUGGAAACUAUUUCUCGUUGAACUAUAUGUUCAGUCUUUGCUUAGGCAAAGCAGUAAGGAGCUUCUCCACAUCAUCCAUCCCAGUUCUUUGUAGGCUAUCUUUAUUACGCCGUCAAUAUCUCCACUGCUCUAGGAUUGUAAUAUUUAGUUGGGACUUUCCUUCUAGUCCCAGUAGCAUCUCUUUCUGUGUGCCACAAACACGACGAUUUACUCUCGGCUCUGGUUCACAUUUCCACACUUCCUGGCCAAAUAAGUUGCAAAGUAACCAGCCAGAGAUGGCGGAGCAAAGAUUCUGUGUAGAAUAUGCCAAACGUGGCACUGCAGGCUGCAAGAAAUGCAAAGACAAGAUUGUGAAGGGAGUGGUCCGUAUUGGCAAGAUAGUGCCAAAUCCAUUCAGCGAGUCUGCUGGAGAAAUGAAAGAGUGGUACCAUGUGAAAUGCAUGUUCGAGAAGCUUGAGAGAGCUCGUGCCACCACAAAGAAAAUCGAAGACAUCACAGAACUGGAGGGAUGGGAGGAGCUUCAGGAUGAGGAUAAAGAACUUAUCAAUAAACAUGUUUCAGAAUUGGCAGCCAAAACCAAUGCAAGUCCGAAGAAAAAAGUGCAAGCCAAGUUAAACAACAGCGGACAGGUGUCAGGACCACAAGCUGACCCAACUGUUAAUGCCCCUCGCAAGUUUUCAGGCUUCACAGCUACCAAGGCUGGUUCUUCAUCCUCCAGUCCUGGGCCAUCUCCAGCGAAACCCUCUCAGGGCAGUGCUUUAUCAGCUAAGCUAUGUGACUCAAAUCAUAAAGACUGCUUACUGCGAGAGUUUCGCAAACUGUGUGCCUUAGUGGCAGAGAAGUCAGGUUACAAUGCAAAGACUGAGAUUAUCAGGGAUUUCUUGACAAAAGGCUCUGGUGGAGAUAAGUUUAGAGGAGAUCUGUACCUGACAGUGAAGCUGCUUCUCCCAGGAGUGGUGAAGAAUGUCUACAACCUCAAUGACAAACAAAUUGUAAAGCUUUUCAGCCGCAUAUUGAAUUGCAGUCAGGAUGAAAUGGUGCAAGAUCUGGAACAGGGAGAUGUUUCAGAGACUGUGCGGAUGUUUUUUGAGGCCAGCAAAUCUUUCCCCCCAGCAACCAAAAGCCUUCUGACCCUUCAGGAAGUGGAAGCUUCACUGAAUCGUCUUGCCCAGCUCACCAAGGAAGAUGAUCAGCAGACAGAACUACAAGAUAUUGCUAAAAAAUGCACCGGAAAUGACCUGAAGUGUUACAUCCGUCUGGUCAAACAUGAUCUGAAAAUAAACUCUGGUGCUAAGCAUGUCCUGGAUGCUGUCGAUCCCAAUGCUUACGACGCCUUCAAAGCCUCUCGUAACCUUGGAGAUGUAAUUGACAGGGUUCUAAAGAACCACCAAGAUGCCGCCAACGGGACGGGGCCCAGAAAGAUCCUUAGUGUGGAGGCGUCUUUGAUGACACCUGUACAGCCAAUGCUGGCAGAGGCAUGUAAAUCCAUUGAGUAUGCCAUGAAGAAGUGUCCCAAUGGCAUGUACUCCGAAAUCAAGUAUGAUGGUGAGCGAGUACAGGUCCAUAAGAACGGAGAUCACUUCAGUUACUUCAGUCGUAGUCUCAAACCAGUACUCCCACACAAGGUUGCUCAUUUUAAAGACUUCAUACCGCAGGCAUUUCCUGGUGGUAAUAGCAUGAUUCUUGAUGCUGAAGUUCUACUUAUUGACACAAAGACUAGUAAACCGCUACCCUUUGGAACUCUUGGAGUGCACAAGAAAGCUGCUUUCCAGGAUGCUCAAGUGGGUCUUUUUGUGUUUGACUGCAUUUAUUUUAAUGGCAUAAGCCUCAUGGACAAACCCCUCUGUGAGAGAAGAAAGUUUCUUCAUGACAAUAUGGUGGAAGUACAGAACAGGAUUCUGUUCUCAGAAAUGAAGCAUGUUACGAGAGGUGCUGAUUUGGCAGAAAUGAUCACACGUGUCAUCAGAGAGGGACUGGAGGGAUUGGUUCUGAAAGAUGUCAAGGGCCUUUAUGAGCCAGGAAAGCGUCACUGGUUAAAAGUAAAGAAGGAUUAUCUGAAUGAAGGAGCGAUGGCAGAUACUGCUGAUCUUGUUGUGCUUGGAGCUUUCUAUGGCAAAGGCUCAAAUGGUGGAAUUAUGUCAAGUUUCCUCAUGGGCUGCUAUGACCCAGAAUCCAAGAAGUGGUGCACCGUGACCAAGUGUUCCGGAGGCUAUGAUGACGCAACCUUAGCCAGACUGCAGAAGGAGCUGGAUGUUAUCAAAAUCGGCAAAGAUCCAAGCAAGAUACCAGGGUGGUUGAAGAUUGUCAAGAACUAUUAUCCAGACUUUAUUACCCGAGAUCCACAAAAAGCACCAGUUUGGGAAAUCACAGGAGCAGAGUUUUCUAAAUCAGAAAUGCACACAGCGGACGGCAUAUCCAUCCGCUUCCCUCGCUGCACGCGGAUGCGAGAUGACAAAGAUUGGAAAACCGCCACUAAUCUUCAGCAGCUCAAGGAACUGUAUCGCAUCUCCAAGGAAAACUGUGAUUUUGAGGUGACAGCCGGUCCAUCUAAAACCGGCCGGAAUGACAAGAGCUCCUCAGGAGGUGAGAGCGGUGGCAGCUCUCCCUCAACAUCUUCUACUAUAGCAUCUACGGCGAACAAACCCAAAAACGGUCAUACCCCCAAAGCAAAGAUGGUGAAAUCCGAACCACCCUCACGAGCAGUUAAGAGGACACUACCACCUGAAAAACAUCAUGCAAAGAAGAUAAAAACCGAAGCUGUUCACAGCAAUGGAGAAGGCAAACUCAACACAUCAAUUCAAACAUCCCACCCAAAGAAUGAAAAGACUUUACUGGACAUUUUUACAGGGGUGAAGCUCUACCUUCCCGAGUCGGUUCAAGACUUUGCUAAGCUCCGACGCUACUACUUGGCAUAUGAUGGAGACUUAGUGCCAGAGUUUGACUCGCGUUCAGCCACACACACGCUGACAGAGCCAGAGGGGGACAGUCAAAGCCAGAAAGUCACUUCCAACUGGAUCUGGGAAUGUAUACGCAAGAGAAGAGUGGUUCCUCCCUGUUGAACUCGAUGAAUAGGAUACUCCACGUAGGCUAGUGUGAAGCUCAGGCAUUUUCCCCUGUAUUGACGGUGCUCCUAAGAGAACGGUAAACUUGUUACCCGUUACUCACAUUUACAGCAAUAAUGCUGUUGAAACAGACUGGAUUGAACAAACUUUUUCUAAUUUGUUUCUCACGUUUUCAUUAACAGCUUUACCAUAUUGUGGUAUUGCGCACAAUGUGUUAGAAAACUGCUGUCUACUAGAUUUUCAGAUUUGUUUUGGUUUUGACGUUGCAGUCCAGCUAUGAAUUUCUCAUAUUUAUGAUUUUUAGACUUUCAGGUGUUACGCUUGAUUGUCAUUUUUUAAAGUCAUGAUGCAGCCAUGUAUCUGCGUCUACAACAUUGUUUUUUCUUAGGUUUACACUUGGGUACAAGAUAGGUAAUAAGCAGUACAAUAAUGAUGCCCAUGAAGUAUGAUUGGGAAAUCGAUAAUUAUGUAGAAUACAAACCCGGUUAGAGCCCUGUAGUUCAGUAAUGGUAGGGAUGUAUGAAUACAACAAUCAUUCUCAUUAAAGCAAGUCUUUAAUGCACAAAUUAAGUUGAUUUGUGCCUACUUUUAGCCAGGCUAGGACACUACAAGAGAUCUACAGUUUAUGACGACUGAAAAUAUUGUAAUUUUCUACAUCUGUUAAAAACGACAUCAUUUUUUAUCCAAUCAUGGUGAUGUUAUUAAUCCAAACUGUGGGGUCCAUUUUAAGUACUGGAAAAGUUACUCAUUGUUCCUUUAAACCAACUCCAAAAUGAUCAAGGUGCCAACACUGUGUCAUUUUAAUGAGAAUUUUUUUGACAAUUAAAGACGUAAUACAGAAGAAUCAGUUUGUUAAUUCAAAGACAAACAACCUUGUUUGUUAAAAAACUGAAACAUUUUGAUGUAGCAAAACAAACUAACACACAG